CCUCCUCCCUCGCUCUGACGUAUAUUCAUAGAUCUCUCUGUGCCUCAGUCUUGUACUCCGACCUCCGACUGAAGUGAGGUACUCGUUAGACUCGAGAUCGUAGUUCGAGCUUCAGCGAUGGCGCCGAAGGCAGCUGCCGAUGCAGAGAAGAAGGAGGCGAAGGUCGCCGCCAAGGGCGAGAAGCGUGGACGAGGUCGACCGAAGGCCGAGAAGAAGCCGGCGAAGGAGGGCGGGCUAGGGCCCAAGGAUGGAGCCAAGAAGAAGAAAUCGAAGAAGUCGGUCGAGACUUACAAGAUUUACAUCUACAAGGUGCUCAAGCAGGUCCACCCCGAGUUCGGAAUCUCGUCGAAAGCCAUGGGGAUUAUGAACUCUUUCAUCAACGACAUCUUCGAGAAGCUGGCUUCUGAGGCUGCUCGUCUUGCUCGCUACAACAAGAAGCCGACCAUUGCUUCUCGCGAGAUUCAAACUGCCGUGCGACUCACUCUGCCCGGCGAGCUGGCCAAGCAUGCCGUCUCGGAGGGCACCAAGGCCGUGACGAAGUUUACUAGUGUCUGAGUUUUCUGUGGCAUCGAACCGAAUGAGGUUGAUGAACUUUUGUAAAAUAGGACUGCACGCCAUGUUAUGGCUAGAUCAACAAUCAGUUGAUCCACACUUAGACUUGCGUAGCCCCGCGGAUAGAAGCUUCGGCUCGAAGUUGUACAUACAAUUGGUGUGAGACACUCAGAAAUUGAAGAUUUUACAGCUCUCGGAAUUCUGAACCACC
Marchantia polymorpha subsp. ruderalis is the source of this 763-nucleotide messenger RNA. The record is from the annotation of a GenBank genome assembly. Lineage: Eukaryota; Viridiplantae; Streptophyta; Marchantiopsida; Marchantiales; Marchantiaceae.